Brugia pahangi is the source of this 657-nucleotide messenger RNA. The record is from the annotation of a GenBank genome assembly. NCBI's taxonomy places the organism in Eukaryota, Metazoa, Nematoda, Chromadorea, Rhabditida, Onchocercidae.
AUGGCCACGCCCCUUUUCGUCCCGCCCCCGCCAUUACUGCACCUCUUAUCACUGUACCUCUUAUCACUGUACCUCUUAUCACUGCACCUCUUAUCACUGUACCUCUUAUCACUGCACCUCUUAUCACUGUACCUCUUAUCACUGUACCUCUUAUCACUGUACCUCUUAUCUGUACCUCUUAUCACUGUACCUCUUAUCACUGCACCUUAUGGUACCUACUUUUUAUUGUACCUCUUACCUGUUUUAUCACUGCACUUCUGUACCGUACCUUUAACUGUACCUGUUACCUGCACCUUUGUCACCUCUUGUUACCGCACCUUUAUUAAUCUGGUACCGUACUCUUAUCACUGUACAUUUGGUACCGUACCUCUUAUCACUACUUUGGUACCGUACUUUUUAUUGUACCUCUUGUUACCGUACCUUUGUACCGUACCUCUGGUACCGUACCUUUGGUACCGUACCUUUAUCACCGUACCUCUUGGUACCGUACUUUUGUUAUUGUACCUUGUUACCGUACCUUUGGUACACCUUUGGUACCGUACCUUUAUCACCGUACUCGUUGGUACCGUACCUUUUAUUACUGUACCUCUAGUACCUCUUGUUACCGUACUUUUUAUCACUGUAUCCUUGGUACCGUACUUCCUAUCACCGUUUUAA